CUCGUCCUGUCUUGUGGCAGACAUGUUGUCGUGGAGGGACUUUCCGUUAAAAAAACAUGAUAAAAAACUAGUUUCGGUUUCGGUCUCGGUCACAGUCGAGGCUCGGUCGGUGUCUGAGCCGCUCGCCGGUCUGAAGCUCUUACCUCGACAUAUUUAGUUUGUUUGAGUCGUUUUAAAUCCAUCAGACGUUCAGCACAUCCAAGCUGACAUCGAGAGGACAUAUCCUGUGAAUGAUGCAGAAAAUGAGCUACUUCUUCCCUCUGCUCUUCGUGUGCCUGGAUGUGUGCGUGGUGCGCGCCAUCCGCCUCGCCCAGCUCUCCCCUCUCCUGCUCUCCCAUCCGUUCAUCGUCCUGUGGGGGGGAGGUUUGACCAGGGCCGCCCUCCUCGCCGUCCUCACCCACACGUACUCCGAAAACCUGCCGUGGAUGAGCAGCUUCAAGGGGCUGCAGCGUUUAGUCGUGCUUUGCUUCCACUUCCCGGUGUACAUCACUCUUCUGUGGGCGCUGGGGCAGUCGGCCACGGAGGAACUGUGGGGGUGGCACUCCUGGGAAAGGGUGUUACAGGGAUAUGUUGUGACAUUGGUGGCAUGGCUCUACUGGAGCCGAUACGUGUCGUCUCUUUUGCUCUCUUGGGGUCGUUACAUCUCGAAUCUGUUGAAGAGGACGCCGUCUAAGAAGGCCGAGGACGACAAAAGCGGCGUAAUUCUGAAGCGACUGAUCGGAUACAUGCAGCCGCAUCGUUGGCGUUUUGCUGCUGUGCUGGUUCUGGUUGUCGUCUCUUCUUAUGGUGAGAUGGCCAUUCCUCAGUACACUGGUCGUGUGGCUGACUGGAUCUUAAACGAAGAGGAGCCUGAUGCAUUCACAGAGGCCAUCAGAGUCAUGACCAUAAUGACUAUUGGCAGUGCUGUGCUGGAGUUCAUCUGUGACCUCAUGUACAACAUCACCAUGAGCCUCAUACACACCUCGGUGCAGGGGUUCGUCUUCCGAGCUGUGCUCAAACAGGAGAUUGGAUUCUUUGACGCCACAUCGACAGGUGAACUGGUGUCCCGCAUCACCACGGAUACCAACGAUAUGAGUGAGGCGCUGAGUGAGAAGCUAAGCCUUGUCAUGUGGUACACGGCACGUUUUGGCUUCCUCUUAUUCUUCAUGGUGAGCCAGUCAUGGAAGAUGACCCUGCUCACUUGCAUGGGACUGCCCAUCAUCUGGGUCAUACCUGAGCUCACUGGACACUUCCACCAGACUAUUGCUGCAAAGGUACAGGCUUCACUGGCCAAAGCCAACCAGGUGGCCACAGAGACGUUCUCCUGCAUGAAGACAGUGAGGAGUUUUGCCAAUGAGGACGGUGAGACGGAGAGAUACAGACUGCAGCUGGACGACACUUACGCCCUGAACAAAAAGGAAGCAGCAGCCUAUGCAGCCUCUACCUGGGCUAACAGCAUGGCCACUUUGGCCCUGAAGGUGUGUAUUCUGUACUAUGGAGGAACGCUUGUGACCAGGGGCGGAGUUAGCAGUGGAGACCUGGUGUCCUUCGUCCUCUAUGAGCUACAGUUUGCCUCUGCUGUUGAGGCUGUCAUGCAUUAUUAUCCGGCGGUGAAGAAGGCGAUUGGUGCCUCUGAGAAGAUCUUUGAAUAUAUGGAUCGGGAACCUAAAGUACCCACACCGGGCAGUUUGGCCCCUCAAAAUCUUGUGGGACACAUUCAAUUCCAAAACGUUACAUUUUCCUAUUCUGAUGAAAACAACUCUGUGCUCAAGGACGUGUCUCUGGAGAUGAAGCCGGGCAAAAUCACUGCUCUCGUGGGACUCAACAGAUCAGGAAAGUCUACCUGUGUCAAGCUGCUAGAGAGAUUUUACCAGCCUCAGAAAGGAGAGAUCCUACUGGAUGGGAAACCACUACAAAGCUAUAAAGACCAGUACCUACAUGACAAGAUUGCUGUGGUGAGCCAAGAUUGCGUGCUGUUCGCUCGCUCCGUGCGGGAGAACAUCAAAUACGGCUACGAGGAUGCCUCUGAUGAGGACAUGUACGAGGCUGCCAGGCUGGCUAGUGCCCACGAGUUCAUCACGGAGCUGUCCAAAGGAUACGACACAGAUGCUGGUGAGAAGGGAGGCCAGGUGUCUGGAGGCCAGAAGCAGCGCAUUGCCAUCGCCAGAGCUUUAAUCAGACGACCCAAAAUCCUGAUACUGGACAACGCCACCAGUGACCUGGACACAGAGAAUGAAUACCAGGUCCACAGAGCUCUGUUAAACCAAGCCAACAACUGCACCAUGCUGCUGAUAUCCAACAAGAUGAGCGUUGUAGAGAAGGCCGAUCAUAUAAUCGUCCUCGACGAAGGGACGGUAAAGGAGGAGGGCGGUCAUGAUGAGCUGCUGGAGCACGGCGGCCUUUAUGCUGAACUGGUGCAGAAGCAGAACAUGGGCUUUCACCGCAAAGAAGAGGAGGAGAAGAACGACACAAACUGAGGACGGCGGUUGCCAUCAAGCCGGGGGAAGCACUCCAGUUGGAAGUUUGCUGAUUAAAUGUUCAGACUUCAAAAGGUCAAAACUCCAGCAAUACUUGUUCUAUAAAUAACAACUUCAUUGUGAAACCACAUUGUGCCACAAGUGUUGCUAGAGUUUAGGCCCAUUGAGAACAUCUCCCUUCUCUGUUCGGAAGAAGGUGAGGUUGUACUUGAAGACACACUUGAAGAGUGUAAUUAUAUAUCAUCAUUUUGUAUGUUUUCUGUAAAAUUGUCAGAUUUUACAUAUUACAUAUAAAGGUAUUUCAUCACGUUGAUGCGAAGCAUCGUCAAAAUCUUGCUCAUUGAUUUGCAACAUCACUCACAAAAGUCUAAAACCAAUUUUUGUAUUUAUCAUAUCGACCAACCCUACAGUUCAUACUUGUCAGCUCCCACAUGCCUAUGGAUGUGAAUGAAGACAUUCAUCGUGGUCAUACUUUUUUUUCACUUUGCAAACCAAAAAAUCAGCAGCUUUAGAUUUUAGGUAUCCUAAAUAUAAUAAUAUUAAAGAUCACGUGUUUCUAAAUGCUUUUGUUGUUUGUAUUUUUAAUAUUUGUCCUUUUUUUUUGCACUUUUCUCUUGUAUUGUUGAUUCUGCUACACUGACUGACUACUCUGUUUCCCACCCUAGAGUUUCCACAAUAAAUCUUUUGAAUUAA
Molecule: messenger RNA, 3149 nt
Organism: Larimichthys crocea (large yellow croaker)
Lineage: Eukaryota; Metazoa; Chordata; Actinopteri; Sciaenidae
Gene: tap1
Product: transporter 1, ATP-binding cassette, sub-family B (MDR/TAP)
Exons: 13
Coding region: 231-2456 (741 amino acids)
Biological process (GO): transmembrane transport
Cellular component (GO): membrane
Molecular function (GO): ATP binding; ABC-type oligopeptide transporter activity; ATP hydrolysis activity
Source: RefSeq, a predicted model, not a curated record